Messenger RNA from Lindgomyces ingoldianus, 1446 nucleotides. RefSeq lists its product as uncharacterized. Lineage: Eukaryota; Fungi; Ascomycota; Dothideomycetes; Pleosporales; Lindgomycetaceae. The record is from RefSeq and is a predicted model, not a curated record. The coding region runs from base 1 to 1446 and encodes 481 amino acids. The transcript is spliced from 14 exons.
AUGGUUUGUACAUCUAUACCUGCAUAUUGGCACGGAGUAGCAUUCAUGGAAACAUUAUCCGCUUUUCAGAUCACGCCUUCACUUUUCUUCUCUUUUGAGCAAGACGUGAAAAAUAAGCCAAACGGGACGUUCGCCAUCGAGGCGAGAAAGGGAAAGAGCGAACUCGCCCCCUCUUUAUCUUCGUGGUUCGAAAAUAGCCAGGAUUUUGAUCUCGACGCCUUCUCUCUUCCUUCUAAGAGAGCACUAUCGCCUGUAAAUGGACCUUCCUUCACCCCCUUUGAAAGACGUAUACUCUUGUACAUCCAAAAAACGUUGUCAUCCCUUUGCUAUAAUGCGUCUGUGUUCCGAUAUCCUUCUGGAAAUGGGUUAGGCAGGAUUUUUUCCGCAUCAUUGACGAAUAUUGGAAUUCAUAUGGCACACUAUUUAAAGAUCCUCCAUUGUUAUUCCAAGCCCGGUUCUCCAUCUGCUGGGCAUGAUUGGCUGAUACCACGCACUGGAUAUAUGGCGCAUUCCAAUAUCGUCGAUCCUCAUACCAUAAUAGACACAUUAAAUAAUAUUCCAGUUUUGACUAUAGCUUCAAGGAGCCAGUCUAAUGGACACUUGGAAAUUCCGAUAUACUUACACAUGUCACUCUCGAGGGCAUCCCUUGCAAACACAACUACCCAAGAUGUAUACAUUGGCACCCUGAAACACUGCCUUGGCAACACUUUCGAUCUUUUAUCGAAAUGCAUUCUUGAACCUAGAAAGAACAAUUGUCCCACUAAGCUCAGCAAGAUAUCGAACUUCUUUUCGAGGCAUAUAAAUCCAUAUAAGAAUUAUCAUCAGGCAGCACUCGGUACAAAUUCGGCGGGCGUUCCUUCGCUCAUUAGAACCGCAAUGUUGUGGUAUUGGGUCCUCGUUGUGCUCUCAUAUGGUCAGCAAACCCGAAAAUUCCCCAUCUGCGAGGCCUUUCUUAGAAGCAGGACGGAGGAUGGGGACGAAGUACUUGGAGGAAUAAAUAGAGAUAGCAGGGGUAGUGAUGCCCGAAUCUACACCAGUGCCUGGAGUACAGUUCUUGUCUCCUUACUUUGGGUAGAAACGGGAGCGCACGAUGAUCUUCUAGCGAAUUUGAUCACAGGAGGCUUCUCUGUUCAGGAAUUCCUGCUCGUAGACUUUCUGGUACCGACCAUCGCAUACGCCGUCACGAUAGCAGAAGACUUUCGAAUACAGCCGUCCAUUUUCACAGAACUAGUCCCUCGACUGACCUUUGACCAUAUGAUCUUUGGAUACUUACUUCGAUGUUUGUUUCUUGAUAACAAACUGUUCCGAGGAACUUGCAGAAACUGCCCGAGAGGCUCCACACCAAUGCAAAAAUGUUCCACUGCACCACCACCAGGCUUACAGCUACAGAAAGCGCAGAUUGAGGAUUAUCACUUUAGGGGUGAGUCACAUCUGCACCCGGAAUAA